This is a messenger RNA of Marchantia polymorpha subsp. ruderalis, 2123 nucleotides long. NCBI's taxonomy places the organism in Eukaryota, Viridiplantae, Streptophyta, Marchantiopsida, Marchantiales, Marchantiaceae. The record is from the annotation of a GenBank genome assembly.
GCAGUAAGCGGAAUCGCUUGGAGCGGGGAGCUGGGACGGAGGCAGUACUUGUACCCGGGAUGGGUAUUCGCUGAUGCUGCUGCCCAUAGUCAUGGCUUUGUUGGGGUGUGCGCGAACGCAGUAAGUUUCUCCAAAGCGGAGUUUCCGGAAAAGCAUGGCGAGUAAGAAUCUACGAUAAAGUAGUGUAUUUUUGAAGAGAUCUUGACAGGAGAGUUGAGCUGAUGUGAUAUGGCGUGGCAGUUAAGUUGAUCGUUUGCUGGUGGCUGGUGGGGUUGGGCAGGACGGUCUGGGCUGUUCGGGUCGGUCUGGCUGGCUCGUUACACAUCAAUUGUUUUUGCUGUUCUUGUGUUGUGUGUGUUUCGUCUCCUGGAGCCGGGAGCGAGUCGAGAAGGAAGCAGGAGACAGAAAGAAAAGGGUUUGGAUAGUGGGGGAAGGAGGAGGAGAGGAGAAAGCGGAAGUUGUGCACUAGCCUGUGCGGGACCACGUCUUGUUGUGGGUUCUCUUCCUUUCCUACGCGGUUGGGCUGAUCCUGUCACUCUCGAAUUGAUCCGUCCGUUUCGAUUGGAUUUUCGUCUGGAUACAUCUCCUUUGGUCCGCGGCCAUUGAGCUUGUUUUUAGCAGGCAAGGCAGAGAGUGACGGAUAUUGUCAAAAGUGGUGUUGUUUCGGAGCUCCAGCCUGUGGUGGCGCAAUGUGCCGUGGUUUGUAGAACACGUUGCUGGUGUGACGGCUUGGAAUUGUGCAGGAUCACAACAGUCUUUCAAUCCGUUCUCAACAGUUGCACUGGACGUGCCGAUUUGUGUUUCUCUAAUCGAAUUGGGAUUGGAGAACACCUUGUGAUGCGUUUCGUAUCCACCUGAGGUUGCUCGGCCCGGGAUUUGGACAUGGUAGGGGGCAUUGGUGGAGUACUCUUGUCUUCCUGAACUUACAGGAGAAGGCUCAAUUUGCGGUGUAAUGGGCUGGGAGAAUGGUGGCGGCGAGUCCAGCUGCCGCGGCGUUAAUCUGGUCUCCGAAGGCCAAAGGGAUUUCUACAAGAUUCUGGGAGUGAAUUAUGAUGCAACAGAUGAUUCAAUUCGCAGUAAUUAUUUACGCCUUGCUCUGAAGUGGCAUCCGGACAAACAUAUUGGUGAGGACGGGGCAACCUUGAAAUUUCAAGAGAUUAACGAGGCAUAUCGAGUUCUUAGUGAUCCUGCGAAGCGUCUGGAAUAUGAUAUGAAAGGAGAUUUUGUACAAGAGUACAGUAUCAUUGAAUAUUUGAAUCGAUUCAAGGGGUUGAUUCUGACGUGCAAUGGAUUAGGCAUCAGUAAUCAAAACCAGUGGGCGCCCCACACAUUGCGAGUCGGCCGUGAGUCAACACAUUAAAGUGAUUCUUUUGGUCUUACAGAUGCAAAUGCAUGUGGAGCUUGUACGAGUAGUGUUACACUGAACGAUUUAUUAGUCUCUUGGCCUUUCGAGAGUUUAGUGACCAAUGCUUAGCUUCUAAACAAGAAAGACUUAGUGUAAGAUAGUAGUAGAAUUAAAGUGUAAAACAUACACGACCAGGAAACCAAUAUAUGUCAUCCAACAGAAUUUAUCUUGGAGCACAAAGGAGACCAAGUCAACCCCAGACAUCUGCGAACUGAAGGAAGAGAGGCGCUUGUGAUGUUCCAGUACUUCAUGCCAAUGAUGUCACGGAGUGAUUAUCAGGCUUCAUAGAACCUGAGAAGAUAUGAUGCUGAAGUGCGUGCCAGCUACUCCAGUUUUGGCGCCUAUGAAGAUGUGAAGUCGAGAUCGAUGAAAGACGAGAGGCUUGGAACUUAAGCACGGAGGUCAACAUUGGGUUCAGAGAUUGUGAACAGGUUUUGAAAGUUCAAGAGUGGAAAUUUGGUCAUUGUCAAUACAGUUUCUUGUGCAAUGACAAGAUUCUAGGUAUCUGACAGUCUUCAACCGCUGCAGGGUGUUCUGGUCGCCCUGUCAUACCUAUGAUGCGUAUGAGUUGAUAUUGUUAGUGUUGCCGAGGAGCAUGUUGGUGCAGUUUUCGGGGCCCGACACUGUAUAUUUUUGUUAAAGGCCGACCGUGAAGAGUCAUGAACCUUGCCUAAUUUGGUAAUCCUCGGAGGGCUUGAGCCCAUCUUUUUUCCCUGCC